AUAUAAACGUGCGUUUUAAUAUUAUUAGUCAAAUAAUUUAAUAGUUAACUUUCAUUAUAACGACGACUUUUAUUAUAUAUCUUACGACUUCCGGUUUCCGUGUUUCCCAUGAUGCAGCACAGGAGGAUAAAUUCAAACAGUAGAAAUGGAAGAGAGAUCGAGGAUAGAGUUUGAUAGUGCAAACAUGACUGUCAUUAAACUUCGUAACGUCGCCGAGGACAGGAUAAAUAACAGACUUAUACACAUCGAUCAACUCAAAACUCAAGAGGGGGAUUCAAAGAUUUCAACAGAUGGACAGAUAGAGAGGAACAUUUUGUCCCGUGUCGACGAUCCACAAUCUUCUCACGAGUCAGAGGGGCAGGAUGUGUGUAUGCUUGAUAACAUUAGCAAUAAUGAGAGACGUAUAGUUUGUGUGGACUCUUACAAUACUCCAAUAGACAAAGAAAACAUUAAUAACCCAAAAGAGUCAAGAACAGGACAAGGCUGUGAUGGUUCUGGUGUAGGUUGCCAGCAGAGUGCGUCUGAUAGUCAGCCUGGUGGGGAAUCCAGUACAGUGUUUGCACACAAUUUAGAUGAUGAGGAAAUAUUCAGAAGAGCAAAAGAGGAAGGACUGGUGUCUGUUGUUUUCCCAGGACGAAUCACACAGGACGGCUGCUGUAGAUUUGUUUGUGAGCUUCUAAAGUGUGUCCUUUAUCAGCGACAACAGCUGCCCAUGACCUAUGACCAAUUGGUGUUCCUUCAGAAACAGCAGCAUAAUGCCACACAGGCGGAGGGUGUGGUGAACCAUCGGCCUGUAAAGAAUUCAGGAGGUUUGGAUUGGCGUCGUUGCCAGCGAACAUUGCAGGAGCUGGAUGAAGUGCUGGCUCACCUUGAAGCCCUGUUCUCUCUUAGCCAAGUCCCCCGUGUGCUUUUUAUGCUUGGAGGGUCUAUAAUCCUCCCCACCGAGCUGUAUGAGAUCAACAUGGACGCAGUAGCCGUCGGGGCUGGAGAAAACAGUUUAAGGACCUCAGCAUGUCUAAGACAGGUCUUCCGCACACUCUUUGUGGCCGACUUGCUGUCGGAUGUGAAGUCUGUUCGUCUCAUGACCACCACAGUGAUGGCUUUGGGUCACAGGGAUUGUGGCGUGACUGGAUUGAAACCAAAACUAGAUUUUAGGGUUCCCACAAAAGUGAAACGACAGGUCAUCUCUAUAGCUAGUGAUUUGUCCCUCGUCGGGGAGCUGCAAAAAUGUAACCGGGACCUGGAGGAUUAUAUAUGGUUUCAGGUUCCUGUCACUGUCAAAGGUUUUUGUAAAUGAAAAUGUGUGACUGAGGCCGAAAGGGAAUAAAGACUGAUUACAGGG
Messenger RNA from Misgurnus anguillicaudatus (oriental weatherfish), 1342 nucleotides. RefSeq names its product MAD2L1 binding protein (gene mad2l1bp). Gene Ontology annotation, cellular component: nucleus. NCBI's taxonomy places the organism in Eukaryota, Metazoa, Chordata, Actinopteri, Cypriniformes, Cobitidae. Gene Ontology annotation, biological process: regulation of exit from mitosis. The record is from RefSeq and is a predicted model, not a curated record.